Molecule: messenger RNA, 1665 nt
Organism: Manihot esculenta (cassava)
Lineage: Eukaryota; Viridiplantae; Streptophyta; Magnoliopsida; Malpighiales; Euphorbiaceae
Product: RNA-binding protein CP29B, chloroplastic
Exons: 5
Coding region: 226-1665 (479 amino acids)
Biological process (GO): mRNA splicing, via spliceosome
Cellular component (GO): ASAP complex; cytoplasm; nucleoplasm
Molecular function (GO): RNA binding
Source: RefSeq, a predicted model, not a curated record
CGGGAUCGACCUCGAACAUGACUUCGACCUCAGGCAUACAUCUAUCCGACUUCACGAUUUCCAUCCCGAGCUUGAGUCCGUCGACUGUUAAGCAUGAGCUGAUAAGGAGCUGUGAAGCACUGGACAGAUAAAACUCACCUGGUUCUUGCCCCUUCUUUCUGUCGCACAAUUUCACCGUAGGAGUUUACCCAGGGUUUCUUGUCAGCUGUUGUUGGCUUUGUAUCCAUGGUGAAGCCAAAGCGAGGUUGUUUGCCGCCUUCCGGUUCUGGCUCGGGUUCGUUGUCCAGGUCCCGCUCGAAGUCACGAUCACGCUCUUACUCUGGUUCAGAUUCUCGCUCCAGCUCACGCUCCUGGUCUUUGUCCUCCCGAUCUCGUUCCAAAUCGUUCUCUUCAUCCUCCUCCCCUUCUCGCAGCCUCAGCUCCGUUAGCCGCAGCCCUACUGCUCAGAGAAAGAGUUCUGCUGUAGUGGCUAAGCGAGGUCGUUCUCCACACCUGCAAUCUAGAAAAACUUCUCCGCCAAGGAAGAUUUCUCCCAUUCGUGAGUCUCUUGUUCUUCACAUUGGCUCACUCAGCAGGAAUGUGCACGAAGGCCAUUUAAAAGAGAUAUUCAGUAACUUUGGUGAGGUUGUACAUGUGGAGCUGGCAAUUGACCAUACUGUUAAUCUUCCCAAGGGAUAUGGAUAUGUUGAAUUCAAGGCAAGGGCUGAUGCUGAGAAGGCCUUAAUAUACAUGGAUGGGACCCAGAUUGAUGGCAAUUUUGUUCGAGCAAGGUUCACAUUACCUCCGCGACAGGGGGUUUCACCACCCCCAAAACCUAUUGCUGCCGGCCUCGUAACCCCACCGACCUCCUUUUUCCUCAUGGACUCCUUUUCUCUUUCUCUCGCCUUCUUCUUUUCUUUCUGUUUCUUGUCAGCUGUUGUUGGCUUUGUAUCCAUGGUGAAGCCAAAGCGAGGCCGUUCGCCGCCUUCCGGUUCUGGCUCGGGUUCGUUGUCCAGGUCCCGCUCGAAGUCACGGUCACGCUCUUACUCUGGUUCAGAUUCUCGCUCCAACUCACGCUCCUGGUCUUUGUCCUCCCGAUCUCGUUCCAAAUCGUUCUCUUCAUCCUCCUCCCCUUCUCGCAGCCUCAGCUCCGUUAGCCGCAGCCUUACUGCUCAGAGAAAGAGUUCUUCUAUAGUGGCUAAGAAUGUGCACGAAGGCCAUUUAAAAGAGAUAUUCAGUAACUUUGGUGAGGUUGUACAUGUGGAGCUGGCAAUUGACCAUACUAUUAAUCUUCCCAAGGGAUAUGGAUAUGUUGAAUUCAAGGCAAGGGCUGAUGCUGAGAAGGCCUUAAUAUACAUGGAUGGGACCCAGAUUGAUGGCAAUUUUGUUCGAGCAAGGUUCACAUUACCUCCGCGACAGGGGGUUUCACCACCCUCAAAACCUAUUGCUGCCGGCCUCAUGGCGCCAUUUGAUAACUCUCAAUCUCCCUGGGCUCCAUCUCCAAUAGAUCUGGUUCUCCCUCGUCCCCUAUUAUAUGGAUCUGAUUCCUUUUUGGGCUCUCUGAUGGGGUUGGUGAGUGAUUGGGCCUACUCCCCUAUUGGACUUGUGCUCGUAUCUGGUCCGGAUUGCCCUGGGUUGCUGGCCCAGGCUCGUAAAGUCAGGCCAUCUUUUGAGCGUAUGGGUUGA